Messenger RNA from Acanthosepion pharaonis, 768 nucleotides. The record is from the annotation of a GenBank genome assembly. NCBI's taxonomy places the organism in Eukaryota, Metazoa, Mollusca, Cephalopoda, Sepiida, Sepiidae.
AUGAUUUGGCCAAACAAUAUUUUCCUUCUUUUCGUUGGAAAAAUUUUCCUUCUUUUUUUUGCGCAUCGUAAACUUUUUUUUCUUUUUUAUUUACUUUCAUUCUAUCAUAUUGUGAUCCUUUCUUUGUUUCUAUUUCAUUUUGUCGUAUUUUCUUUUGUGAUUCUUUGUAUUUUCUUUCAUUUUAUCAUAUUUCCUUUUGGGAUCCUCUUUCUUUUUUCUAUUUUCUUUCAUUUUAUCGUAUUUCCUUUUGAAAUUCUUUCUUUUUUUCUUUCUAUUUCAUUUCAUCACAUUUCCUCUUGGGAUCCUUUAUCUAUUUUUUUCUAUUUUCUUUCAUAUUAUCGUAUUUCCUUUUGGAAUCCUUUCUUUUUGUUUUUUCUUUCUUUUUAUCAUUUUUUCUCUUGUUUUUCAUUGUCGUUAUUUUUUUUCUUUCUUAUUUACUUUCAUUCUAUCAUAUUUCCUUUUUGGAUCCUUUCUUUGUUUCUAUUCUAUUUUGUCGUAUUUUAUUUUGUGAUUCUUUAUAUUUUCUUUCCUUUUAUCAUAUUUCCUUUUGGGAUCCUCUUUUUUUUUUUCUAUCAUUUUAUCGUAUUUCCUUUUGAAAUAUUUCUUUUUUUUCUUUCUAUUUCAUCAUAUAUCCUAUUGGGAUCCUUUAUCUAUUUUUUCUAUUUUCUUUCGUUUUAUCGUAUUUCCUUUUGUGAUCCUUUCUUUUUUGUCUUUCAUUUUAUCAUUUUUUCUCUUGUGAUUCAUUGUCUUUUUCAUUCGUUCUCCUGA